CUGAGGAGCGGAGCUGAGCGCGCGGCGGCGCGAGAACCUCGGCCCGCGCGCCUUCCCACUCCUCAGCGGCGGCCUCGUCGUGCGCACCCGCGGCCCCCAGCAUGUCGGCGGCGGCCCCCGCUGCAGAGGGAGAGGACGCCCCGGCGCAGCCCGCGUCCGAGAAGGAGCCCGAAAUGCCGGGCGCCAGGGACGAGAGUGAGGAGGACGAGGAGGAGGAAGAGGACGACGACGAGGACGAGGAGGAAGAAAAAGUAUCUGCCAGGGUUUCGAUGCGAGUGUAGCUGGAUUUUCGCGGUGUGCCUUCAGAACACUUCGUCAUCCGGCAGGAAGUUUAAAAGAGCCUCAUUGUGGAAGGCAAGAGAGAAAAGAAGAAAGUAGAGAGAUUGACAAUGCAAGUGUCUUCCUUACAAAGAGAGCCAUUUACAAUUGAACAAGGGAAGGGUCAGAAACUAUGUGAAAUUGAAAGGAUACAUUUCUUUCUGAGUAAGAAAAAAACAGAUGAACUUAGAAAUCUACACAAACUGCUUUACAACAGACCAGGCACAGUAUCCUCAUUAAAGAAGAAUGUGGGUCAGUUCAGUGGCUUUCCAUUUGAAAAGGGCAGUACCCAGUAUAAAAAGAAGGAAGAAAUGCUGAAAAAGUUUAGGAAUGCAAUGCUAAAGAGCAUCUGUGAGGUUCUCGAUUUAGAGAGAUCAGGCGUGAACAGCAAACUAGUGAAGAGGAUCUUGAAUUUCUUGAUGCAUCCAAAGCCUUCCGGCAAACCAUUGCCAAAACCCAAAAAAUCCUCAAGCAAAGGUGGUAAAAAGGAACGGAACAGUUCUGGAACAACAAGGAAGUCAAAGCAAACCAAAUGUCCUGAAAUUCUGUCAGAUGAAUCUAGUAGUGAUGAAGAUGAGAAGAAAAAUAAAGAAGAGUCUUCAGAAGAUGAAGAGAAAGAAAGUGAAGAGGAGCAACCACCAAAAAAGACAUCUAAAAAAGAAAAAGCAAAACAGAAAGCUGCUGCUAAAAGUAAAAAGUCUGUAAAAAGUGCUAAUGUUAAGAAGGCACAUAGCAGCACCACCAAGAAGAAUCAAAACAGUUCCAAAAAAGAGUCUGAAUCUGAAGAUAGUUCUGAUGAUGAACCAUUAAUUAAAAAAUUGAAAAAACCACCUACAGAUGAAGAGUUAAAGGAAACAGUGAAGAAAUUACUGGCUGAUGCUAACUUGGAGGAAGUCACAAUGAAGCAGAUUUGCAAAGAGGUAUAUGAAAAUUAUCCUGCUUAUGAUUUAACUGAGAGGAAAGAUUUCAUUAAAACAACUGUAAAAGAGCUAAUCUCUUAAGCUAGAGGACAGAUGGCUUGUUCUAAGAUUUGAAGAUACGAUUUAUACCAGCAAAGAGAAUGUAUUUUCUUUUUUAAGUCUAUUGUUGGUAGAACUCGCUGCUGACCCUUUUGAGUGUUACAUAUAUUUGAGCUUGCUGUUUUAAAUUGCAUUUCCUUGCAGUUUUCAGUUUAAAGUCUUGCAUGGCAGUAAAUGUUCCUUGCUUUUUAUAGUUGUACGCUUUGGAUUUCUUUCUUGUAAGGUCAUAGAUUUCUGGACUGUACGAAUUUUAGUGCACUUAAUGUUAGCUUAAGACCCUUUUAAUUGAAGCAAAAACUAUUAUAACCAGCAUUUAUACGUGCAGAGACUAUUGCAGUAUUUAGUAUAUGAGAUAUUUUGAAUACACCUUCUGUCAGUGUGAAAACAUAGUGGCAGUUUCUUCAUCAUAUUAGAGCACAGCUGUUCAGAUGACCGAGUUGGAACUUUUCAUGCAUGCGUAUAUAUGUCAGGUUGUCAGCAUGACAGAAGUGACAGAUGUUAUUUUUGUAUUUUUAAAAACCAAUUUGUUGUAUAUAAUUUUUUUUUUAAAUUUCUUUUGUGCAGAUCAAUUUUUAAACUCAUGUAGGUAGAUGUCUUUACACCUGUAACUAAAGAAUGUCAGUGUUCAGCCAGGCAGCAUAACAGAGCAGUUAGUUCAGUGCUGCAGCACUGAAGGACUGUCCAGUUCUGCUUUGCCCUGAAAGUGUCAUCAAUUUUGUGGUAUGUUAAAAGUGUCAUAGAAAUUUUAUAUUGAGGAUAAACCAAAAUCAACACAUCAGAGUUUCAAAAACUGGGGAAGGGUGAGCCCACUUGGCUUAUAUAUAAGUGAACUUUGACCAUAUAAAUAUUAGAUACCUGACUUCAUAAUUAUGAUUGAAAGUAUCAUCAGAUGUAAUGCCAGAAGAUAGUAUAAAAGUAUCAAUCAGAUGGUAAUGCCGGCAAUGUAGGUAUCUUUGAAAGUAUUUCUCAAAAACCAUACAUUAAAUUUCUUUGAAGAAAGUAUUAUGGAAUCAAGGCUGUUUGAUUUUAAAUUUUGGUCAAUCAAGAUUUUUAGGUGAUAAACAUGGACUGUCCCUGAAUUUAAAUUUUGUCUUUUGACUGUCCUGGUAACUUAUUUCUGAAUUAUAAAAAUAAGCUGCUUGACAAUUGAUGUACCAACUGAGUGUUUAAUUUUCACAUCGUAAAUCAAAUAUAUUAAAAAUAAUGUUGAACAUUAACAGGUAUUUUCACAUAUUCAACUUUAGUAUGCUUAGAGUGAAAUGGAGGAAGUAACUAAAUGGGGACUAAAAAUUGGCCUUUACUUUUAAAUAAUUUGUUAUAAAUCUUGGCAAUAAAGAUAAAUUGAUGUUUU
Messenger RNA from Peromyscus leucopus (white-footed mouse), 2688 nucleotides. Its product is annotated as protein DEK-like. The transcript has a single exon. The coding region runs from base 390 to 1319 and encodes 309 amino acids. The record is from RefSeq and is a predicted model, not a curated record. NCBI's taxonomy places the organism in Eukaryota, Metazoa, Chordata, Mammalia, Rodentia, Cricetidae. Gene Ontology annotation, cellular component: nucleus. Gene Ontology annotation, molecular function: histone binding; DNA binding. Gene Ontology annotation, biological process: chromatin organization; regulation of double-strand break repair.